Messenger RNA from Salvia splendens (bonfire salvia), 1563 nucleotides. RefSeq names its product glucan endo-1,3-beta-glucosidase 14. Gene Ontology annotation, molecular function: hydrolase activity, hydrolyzing O-glycosyl compounds. Lineage: Eukaryota; Viridiplantae; Streptophyta; Magnoliopsida; Lamiales; Lamiaceae. The coding region runs from base 79 to 1311 and encodes 410 amino acids. The transcript has 3 exons. The record is from RefSeq and is a predicted model, not a curated record. Gene Ontology annotation, biological process: carbohydrate metabolic process.
UCUCCCUCUCUCCAACUUUUCACUCUUCUCUCAAGUCUCAACAACAAUUAAAGAAGAAAAGGUAAAGUUAAGUCUGUCAUGGCAAAUCCUCCCACCAACACCUCCUCCUUACAUAUUCUUCUUGGAUUCUUUCUCGCUUUAUCAGGGUUGGGAUUGCUACAAGAAGCAAAAUCACUAGGCAUAAACUACGGUCAAGUGGGGAACAACCUCCCGCCGCCGGAGAAGGUUCUCGAACUCCUCCGGUCCCUAAAGCUGAGCAAAGCCAGAAUCUACGACACGAACCCGGAAAUCCUAGCCGCAUUCGCCAACUCCAACGUGGAGCUCAUCGUGACCGUCGAAAACGGCCUCCUCGCCACCCUAAUGGACCCCAACCAAGCCCUCCAAUGGGUCCAAACCAAAAUCAAACCCUACUACCCCGCCACCAAAAUCACCGAGAUCGCCGUCGGCAACGAGGUCUACACCGGCGACGACACCACCCUCAUCUCCUACCUCGUCCCGUCAAUGGUCAGCAUCCACUCCGCCCUCUCCCGCCUCUCCCUCGACCAAUUCAUCAAAGUCUCCACCCCAAACAACCUCGCCGUUUUACAAGAAUCCUUCCCGCCGUCGGCCGGCAGCUUCCGGCCGGAGCUCGCCGCCGUAAUGCCGCAGUUUUUGCAGUUUCUGGCAGCCACGAAAGCCCCCUUCUGGAUCAAUGCCUACCCGUAUUUCGCGUACAAGGACAGCCCGAGCAAGAUCCCGAUCGACUACGUUUUGCUCAACCCGAAUAACCCGGGGAUGGUGGACCCGAACACGAGGCUGCAUUACGACAACAUGCUCUACGCGCAGGUGGACGCGGUCGUCUUCGCUAUGGCGAGGCUCGGGUUCGGGGGGGUCGAGGUCCGGGUGUCCGAGACCGGGUGGCCGUCGCGGGGGGAUGUGAACGAGGUCGGCGCCACGCUGCAAAACGCCGCCGUUUAUAAUAGGAAUAUUCUGAGGAGGCAGAUGCGGAGUGAGGGGACGCCGCUGAGGCCGAAUGCCAGGCUCGAAACCUACGUGUUUGCGUUGUUUAACGAGGAUAUGAAGCCCGGCCCGACUUCCGAGAGGAAUUACGGGCUUUUUCAGCCCGAUGGCACGAUGGCCUACAAUGUCGGGCUCUCCGCAUUGUCCACGACUUCUUCCACCUCGACUUCCACCUCCAGCUCUUCGUCUCCGGCUUCAAUCUCGUUGACUUCCGCGGCAACCAAGGUUAAAAGGAGGGGAUAUUCGAGCUUGCCAUAUUCAAUAGUCAUAUAUUUGCUGGGCUUCCAAGUUUUUAUGAGAAGACAGUGCUAAAAUAGAAGGAUAUAUGGUGCUCAUGUAAAUACAACAUCGACUGAGGUUGAAGGAAGAAAUUAAUCGGAUCUGUGUUUUCAAUUUUUUGGCAUAUUUGAGAUGGGAUUCUUAAUUGUAGCCAUUAUUCAAAUGCCAAAAAAAGAAAAACACAGCCACCUAGCUAGCUAGCUAAUUUAAUUAUUGAGUUGGAUACAAAAUUGAAGGAUUCUUUGUUCUGAUGCCAAAGACAUAAUAUGAAUGACCAUUCAUUGA